Messenger RNA from Aspergillus welwitschiae, 2298 nucleotides. RefSeq lists its product as uncharacterized. Gene Ontology annotation, biological process: transmembrane transport. Lineage: Eukaryota; Fungi; Ascomycota; Eurotiomycetes; Eurotiales; Aspergillaceae. Gene Ontology annotation, cellular component: membrane. The record is from RefSeq and is a predicted model, not a curated record. The transcript has 11 exons. Gene Ontology annotation, molecular function: transmembrane transporter activity. The coding region runs from base 1 to 2298 and encodes 765 amino acids.
AUGGCGAAAUCGGCAUUCUCGAUUCGGAUGUGGCCACCCCCGGAAUUAAUGGGGAUGGAAUGCCGCGACAGUUCAAUUGGCUUUCAACCCUUGGAAUUUCUUUCUCGAUCACGAACUCCUGGGCAGGGUACAUGCAACUUUGGCCAGAUCCUGGCUUAUGGCGGUCCUCGACUAGUGAUAUUUGGAUCUAUCUGCGCCUUUGUCGUUCAAAUCAUUGUAAUUCUCGGGCUUAGUGAGCUGGCAUCGGCCUUUCCGUCCGACCAAGUCGAAAAGGUUCUCUGCCUUCGUUGUCGGAUAUCCGCCGAUCGACAAGGUCCUGAUCAUCGUUGCAGAUCUUCCGGUAUCCAGAUGGUUACGGCCUCCGUUGCGGGUAUAGUCAAGUUUUGGCACGCAGAGUAUAUGGCCGCCCAAUGGCACAUAUACCUGAUAUAUCUUGCUAUAUCACUGCUCACAUUAGCUAACCCACUAGUGAUACCGAUAUUUUUGGCUCCGAGUAAAGUCAACUGGACGGCUCAGACGGCUCUCUUCCUAUCCCUUACGGGCAUGGCCCUCAUUAUCAUCAUCACACUGGGUAUGUGUCAGGAAAAACAACCAGCAUCUUUUCUGCUGCAACCUGGAUACGGGAGAUCUGGCUGGAAUGAAGGUACUGCCUGGAUGCUGGGCGUGAUGAAUACGAUGUAUUCUAUGACUGGGAUCGAUGGUGCUAUUCACAUUAGCGAAGAGCUCCCUCAACCAGAGAAGCGUGUUCCUCAGGCCAUGACAAUGAGUGUAAUUCUGAGUCUCGCUACCUGUCUUCCAUUGUCUGUUGCACUGGUGUUCUGCAUGUCCGACAUGGAAGCGGUGGUGAACUCGGAACUCCCAAGCUUGGAACUGAUCUAUCAGGCUACGAAGAGCAAGGGCGUUACUACCUUUCUGUCAGUGUGGCUCUUGAUUGUCUAUGCUGCAAGAUACUUUGCCAAAGUUGACGACAAGUUAAAGUUCCCUGAUCGCACCACGGUCGCUAGCUUUGGCUUUGUCGCUAUCUAUAGCCUGCUAUACUUGGUUUCCUCAGGCGCUUUCAACAUUAUCACCAAUAGUGCGAUUCUCUUCCUCCACAUAACUUACGUGGUACCUCAGGGAAUAGUUUUGAUUUCAGGAAGAGCGCGCACGCUACCACGUCGAUAUUUGAACCUCGGCUGCCUCGGCUAUCUCUGCAACGCCUUUGUCAUCUUGUGGAUUGUUAUACUUGGAGUAUUCGUCUGCCUGCCCCUUGGGUUACCGGUAGAAGCCGAGUCGAUGAAUUAUACAUCUCCCGUGCUAAUUGGUCUGUUUGGCCUUGUGAUCAUGUUGUGGUAUGGACUAGGAAGGAUAGCAUUCCAGGGACCCCAGAUUGACAAGAGCAUAAUGCAGGAGGUAAAUUCUGGUCUCAAUCAGCAAGUUAUAUUCGAUACUCUAUACCGUGAGCGGGAACAGACGGUCUGGAUACUGCUUCGAGGUCUGUACGACAGUGAUAAGAGAGACUCUCCGAUAGACAAAGUGUGUCCUGAGUACAGACCCUGUCAUUCCGAGACAUUGAACGGGUGCAAUUUAGCUCGGGCAUUCACUUCGGAAAGGUGGCAUAAAUGUUGCCUGCGUCAGAGUGGCAUCAACCGCCCUUUUGCUAUAAAGAUCACCCGGGAAGCUUCAGGCCCCCGUCCCCUCCCCUUUCCCCUCCUAUCCAUUCUUUCCGCAUCCUCCCGACAACGCUUAAAUCUCACCGUGGACUCACCUCUCUCUAGCCAAGAAUCGCUCCCAGCCAUGGAUGCCCACCUUGAUCUUACUCUACCUUCGACCUGCCCGGAACUUCACCAAAGCAGUAAUUCCAACUGGGAUGAUGCCUCUUUUGCUCUCUAUUCCAUGGUCGAACUGUCUUCCGAGGACUUGGAUAAGCUGUCCACCGCCCUCAACCGGGAGUGGAAGCAGGAGAUGACUGACGAAGCGAUGCCGCUUGUUCGCACCCCUACCGUGUACGACUUCAAAGGGAAAAGCCUCGAAGACGUCGUCCGGGCUCAUGUGGAGCUGGACAAGGAAUUCACUCCGCGUGAUGAUGGUGGUGCGGAAGGCGACAUUCAUUGGUACCCCACGGCUUUUGUCGUUGUCACCACUCGCGAGUGGGAAGAACAAGGACUCUUGUUGGUGUACGCGGACGUCGAGCAGAAGGAAUGUCCCAUAGACAAGUUCCUUUUUCACAUCGACGUUGCUAAUGUCCUGGCCCUCAUCCUGCAAGUUCAAUUGGGAAUUGGGGCAUGGAAUGAUAGCUGGCAUGGAGUGAUAGCUUAG